UCUUUUGUUUUCCAUUUUGGGGAGGUUUAUGUUCUCAACAUAAAGAAAUAAAACUCAAAAUAAGAAGCUCUGAAUAUCUCCUAUUCUCACCCUCUUUUUCAAUUGCUAUCCUGUAUAUUCUUGUUCUCUAAAAAAACACAAACUAUCCCUUGGAACGACUAUCCUUCACAAUGACCACUAUUCUACCCAAUGAUUCCAAAAGCUCCUCUUGCAAUAUAGUUAGUUACCUAUGCUAUUCACGAAUUGCUUGGAUAUCCCCUAAAAGACAAACCAUUCGUGUAAGUUCAGUUUUCACAAGCAGCAGCUUUCUCUCCUUCCCUUCAAUCUCAUUCUUUUGAUUUGGGGUGUCGAAAUUCUUCAUUCGCCCUCUCUCCAUUGAUCCAAGUAUCCCAUUUCUUUGUGCUCUCAAUUCUUAUGGAAUCUCAACGACCCAAGCGAAAAGCAGCAGAAGCAGCUAUUGCGUCUCUUGCUCAGUCGCAACAGUCUCCUAAAAGAAGCACUCCGUCUUCCUCAAGAAAAGGCAGAAAAAAUAGAAAACAACAAGAAGAGAAGACUGUCGAAACGAUAACCGUAGUACCCCUAGAGAAUGAAAACGUAGAAAAGGAAACAAUACAAGAGGCACUAUCCUCGAAAACAAUAAAAGAAAACGAAACAAGGGCAAGUACGGUAGAACAAGGUACACCACAGGAAACCGAAGAGAUAGUGCACAAGCCAAAUACGGAAAACCCACAGGAGCAGGACUUUACAACCUCGUCAAAUAGAAAUGACGAAACAGCUGACGUCCAAGCGUCACCCGAGACCAUCAAAGUUGCAAUAGAGUUGAAUAGCUCAAUAUUGUCACCACCUCUGUUAGGUGCAAGUAGCAACGAGCCAGUGAAUCCAGAAAGUCCUCGAGAAGAAGUCUCCAACAAUAUUGCAGUCAACAAUAUAGUGGAGGAAUCAUCUGAACGGCCGCAGCCUCCCAGAGAAACUGUAGAUGUUGCCUCGAACCUCGUAUAGCUCCAAUAUGUCUUUCUGCAACGUUUUGUUUGUUUAUGAUGCCAUUUCUACUGUCUUGGAAUUGUUUUGUAAUAGAGUGUUCCUCGAAUUUAUAAACUAGUUUUCGCUGUG
Galdieria sulphuraria is the source of this 1110-nucleotide messenger RNA. RefSeq lists its product as uncharacterized. The transcript is spliced from 2 exons. Lineage: Eukaryota; Rhodophyta; Bangiophyceae; Galdieriales; Galdieriaceae. Bases 415 to 999 code for a protein of 194 amino acids. The record is from RefSeq and is a predicted model, not a curated record.